This is a messenger RNA of Coniophora puteana RWD-64-598 SS2, 540 nucleotides long. RefSeq lists its product as uncharacterized. The record is from RefSeq and is a predicted model, not a curated record. The transcript is spliced from 3 exons. Bases 1 to 540 code for a protein of 179 amino acids. Lineage: Eukaryota; Fungi; Basidiomycota; Agaricomycetes; Boletales; Coniophoraceae.
AUGCUAAUGCACCUUGCAGACCAACUGAGAAAAUCUGGUAUUGCUUUCGAAGACAAAACUCAGUGGAUAAGGUGUUUUCCACAUGUUGUCAACAUCGCAGUGAAAGCAGGACUCAAGCAGCUAACAGAGCUUCUCAAUCCCGAGGAUGAAGAUCUACUAGAAUUUUUUGCUGACAAGGACAUUGACUGGGCAAAGGUCCUCACUGAGGAUACUGCCUAUGUUGAGUCUUUGCAGACUGACGUUGUUGCUCGCUGUCACAGUCUUGUGAAAGCAAUCAGAGGCUCUGGACAGCGGAGAGAUGACCUCGGAGCAUCCAUCACGCAUGUGAAUGCUGAAAGCGCAGCACUUGGGCUUGAGGUGGAUCCCAUUCCUGAUUAUGCACUUCUCAGGGAUGUCGACACGCAUUGGUCAUCAACUUUCCUGAUGAUUGAUCGCAUGCUACAGCUUUACCCUGCUGUUGAACACUACUUGUCCGUGCACACUGAAAUCAAGCACUCUGGUCUCAGCGAGAAGGAUCUCAAAGUAUUGGCCGAUAUUUGA